AUGGUACUCGAAAUCAACCCGAAGCCAAUGGAAAAAGUAGUAAUGAAUUGGCAAGUUGAGGAAUCUCUUGAGGAAGAAAAAACAAGAUUGAUUGCCAAUAUGGAACAAAAGUCGAAAGCAGAUCCCAGUUUAACGGCGAGGAAUUUGUGCUCAAUUCAGCGCAUCGAUCCUUGCGCUGUAGCUAUUAUUGACAAGGCAACACAUGCUGCGAAAUACAAUUUCGAUGUGACUGCAAAAGCUUGGACGAAGACAAAUAUUGAAGGAGCACUAUUUAUAAUACAAAGAGCUGACAAACCGUACUACAGUCUGAUCAUUGCAAAUCGCCAAUCUUUGGACGAUAUGGUGGAGCCUGUUAACCCGCUGACGAAAAUGAAUCUAGAAGGACACUAUUUGUUCUUCUGCAAACCUGACAAUCAAAUCUAUGGCCUAUGGUUCUUCUCCACAGAAGACUGCUCUCGUCUCUACAAUUUGCUCAAAAAAUUGCAGGAAGAAAUAAGAUCUGGAAAAAUACCUACGCCGCCUGCGAACGACGACGUCGGUUCGUCUAAUGUGCCUGAAUCGGUUGCGCCUCCAAAUGAGUCUAAUCAGUUGCUUGACCUACUGAAAUCCACACAAACUACACCUUCCGUGCAGGCCAGCAUUCGUGAUAACCACUCUUCUGCAGCUCGGCCUUCCUCAUCUUCUCAGGAAAAACCAGAUAAAGAAAAGCCAAAACUAAGUGAAGAACAAGGGCCGACGGGAGCUCCAGUAUCAGAAAUGCCAGUUUUGCUGCAGAAACUUAUGAUUCAGGAACAGCCUAAGCUAAUUUCGAAGGUUUGCUCUUCUGUGUUGACUUCCGAAGACCUCGAAAAAGACUUGCUUCGCACCGCUAAGCCAAAACAUGCACAGUUUCAGGAAAUGUACACGUCUGCAUCGGCUGCAUCACUGGCUGCGCUAUCGAAUCGCUCAGUUCAUGGAAGCGAUGGAGAAGCAGACGCAAAUGAAGUGGAGUCGAUAGUUAGUAGCCGCGCUCCUGCCGAUGAUUCGACCUUUGCAAUCUGUUCUGGUUCUACUACACCACCGCUUAACAAAUUACAGUUCGCAUCCGCUCUGAUUCAUCUAAUGCAGACAGACGACCACUUCUUGACGCAGAUCCACCAAGCCUACAACUUGACCAGAAGGUAUUGCGUAGCCGCACUCUGUUGCGCAAAUCCUCUAUUCUGGUUGGAACAUUGA
Molecule: messenger RNA, 1215 nt
Organism: Necator americanus (New World hookworm)
Lineage: Eukaryota; Metazoa; Nematoda; Chromadorea; Rhabditida; Ancylostomatidae
Exons: 13
Coding region: 1-1215 (404 amino acids)
Biological process (GO): deadenylation-independent decapping of nuclear-transcribed mRNA; deadenylation-dependent decapping of nuclear-transcribed mRNA; positive regulation of catalytic activity
Cellular component (GO): P-body
Molecular function (GO): mRNA binding; enzyme activator activity
Source: RefSeq, a predicted model, not a curated record